This is a messenger RNA of Larimichthys crocea (large yellow croaker), 4674 nucleotides long. It is a transcript of the gene six5, whose product is annotated as SIX homeobox 5. The coding region runs from base 65 to 2923 and encodes 952 amino acids. Lineage: Eukaryota; Metazoa; Chordata; Actinopteri; Sciaenidae. The transcript has 3 exons. Gene Ontology annotation, cellular component: nucleus; transcription regulator complex. Gene Ontology annotation, molecular function: DNA-binding transcription factor activity, RNA polymerase II-specific; RNA polymerase II cis-regulatory region sequence-specific DNA binding. Gene Ontology annotation, biological process: regulation of transcription by RNA polymerase II. The record is from RefSeq and is a predicted model, not a curated record.
CAGAGGGAGGGAGGGAGGGAGAGAGGAGGAGGAACUACUGGAGGAAAAAAAAGUUAAAGUAAAAAUGGCUUCCUUGUCUUUGGAGUCUACAGAACAAUCUGAGAACAGCCCAGAGGAGCCAACGGGAACGGAUCCCAAAGAAGAGGACGAUCCGAUCCAAGUUUCGGAACAAUUGCUCCAAAGUUUCCAAAAGUCGGCUCUGAGUUUUUCCACUGACCAAGUAUCAUGUCUGUGCGAGGCCCUUCUGCAGGCGGGCAAUGUGGAUCGCCUGUGGAGAUUUCUAUCCACCAUACCUCCUUCGUCCGAGCUGCUACGUGGCAACGAGACCCUGUUGAAGGCCCAGGCACUGGUGGCUUUCCACAGGGAAGAAUUCAAGGAGCUGUACGCAAUCCUGGAGAGCUACGUCUUCCACCCGUCUAACCAUGGGUUCCUGCAGGACCUGUACCUGAAAGCCCGCUACAAGGAGGCGGAGAGGUCCCGGGGCCGCAGCCUGGGCGCAGUGGACAAGUACCGGCUCAGGAAGAAGUUCCCUUUGCCCAAAACUAUUUGGGACGGAGAGGAGACCGUGUACUGCUUCAAGGAGAAGUCAAGAAAUGCGUUGAAAGAGUGCUAUAAGAGCAACAGGUACCCCACUCCGGAUGAGAAGAAAAACCUGGCUAAAGUCACCGGACUGUCCCUCACACAGGUCAGCAACUGGUUCAAGAACCGCAGGCAGAGGGACAGGACCCCGUCCGGGACCCACAGCAAAAGUGAGUCUGAUGGAAACCACAGCACGGAGGACGAGGCGAGCCCCAUGGACGACACCCCUGACAAACCGGAGGAUGCUGCUGGCUCCACGGAGUCCAUCAUCUCCCUGUCUGCUGUCCCCUGUAGCACAGGAGGCCAGCUCAUCCUCAACGGGUCUGGUGGCUUCCUCACAGCCUCCCAGUCUUUACUUCUUAAUGGAAACUCCCUGAUCUCCGGUACUGGUGCUGGUGUCAUAAUUAACGGGCUAAGCUUGGGCGAUUGCCAGACAGUCACACUGAGUCCUGUACCAACCAACUCUCCUUUGAUACUGAACGGGGCUCAGGUAAUAACCAAACCUAGUAUCAGCGUGCAGCAGCAGGCAGUUUCUGUGGCAGAGCCGGUGGUUUCAGCCAUGGAGGCCAAGCAAAGCAGCAUCCCAGCAGUUGUUCUGAGCACUAACACCACACCGGUCUCAAACCCUCCAUCCAUCAUCUCUGUUCCUCUGCAAAUCAAGACAGAAACAAGCAAUACAAUGGAUUUCAUCAAUGUCCAAGAUUCAGAGGGAAACAGCCAGACAGUAUCUUCCUCUUCUUCAUCUUUAUCACCAUCCUCACCAACUCUGUCUUCCCCUACCAGUAUCCCCUCACUAGUCUUAACACAAAACACCCAACACCAGGAGUCCCUCACCCUCCCGGCCUCUUUGUCGUCUGCAGGCAUGGUCAUCUCCAGUUCUGCCGUGUCUCUCUCCAAUCAGCAAGCGGAGUAUGUUGUCUUUGCCACUGCCGGCUCCCAGUUAAACCCAUGUAGCUCUGUGGUUUCCACCAGCAACUCCACCCCUCAGGUCUUCUCUCUGCCCCAGGUUGUGCCUUCCAUCCAGGGUAUACCAGUAUCCCAGCUAGUCCAGCAGUCCUCAGGAGCCCAUGUGUCCCAGUGCCCUCAGUUGGUCCCAGUAUCCCCACUCACCUCACAAGCUCCUCACUUCCAAAGCCAGACAAUGAACACAGGCAACAGACUGUUGCACCAGCAGCACGAUGCUUCAACUAGUUUGCCUGAAGGUGCCACGACCAUCGUCUCCAUCUCACAGCUGAACAACAGUCAGCUCCCUCAGCGAACGGCACACCACCAACUGGGGGACCAAAACACAAACUCCACACCCAGCAAAAUCCAGGUCCCACAGGUUAUCUCCAUCUCUUCCCCAACACAAGUAGUCCCAGUCCCCCAAGCUAAAGGCACCACACCAGCACAGUUAGUCCCCCUCUCCAUGCCUCAGCUGGUCCCAGUCUCCCCCAUCCAAACUUCGUCCACCAUCUCUUUCCCCCAGGUGGUACCGGCCAGUCCUUCUCUCUCCAUCCCCUCAGCUGGCGUGCCUUUACAGAUCCUGACAUCAGCUCCUGCACCUGCAGGGGUCGCACAGGGUGCUCUCAGGAUAAACCAGCUGAGGCCCAUUCAGAGUGUGGGUCCCCCAACCAGCGUGGCGCCUGGUGUGCAGCUCCUCAACUCUGGGAUCAUUCAGCUGCCUUCUGCUGCUCCAGGUAACCUCCUCCUCGGUGGAAGCCCUUACCUGAGCGUCCAGCAAGGCAAGCUGAUUCUGACCAUCCCAGCAGGCAUUCAACUCACCAGUCUGCCCAUGAAACCAGUCCCAGAGGCAUCACCCAUCUCUGCUAAUGGGUUGAGUCCCGUUCUCGCUCCUUCCACCCCUCCUGUAGCAUCCCAACCUUCAACCACCUCAGGCCCGACCCCCAUCGGCCUCACAUCGUCUCCCCUAAACUUCAUCAACUCGUCUCCACUGUACUGUGCUCCAGAGAUUGGCACACCCGCCAUCUCCUCGCCUCAUACUCUGGACCAUUCAGUCACUGCCACGACGCCAAACACUCUUACUCCAGAAAGUAUGCUUACCCUCAGCCCCAUGUACAGCGGAGUGACACCCAACACCCACUUGUCUCAACCAGCCUGGAGCCCUGUGCCCCUCUCCACUUCAGCUAGUCUAACUUUGUUUGAUGUCCGCGGCAAGGACCUGCCCGUAGACCCGGCUUUGUUGGGCCUACCUGGAGGAGAGUCGCUGCUUCUGGGAAGCCCUUCGCCAGAGCAGGAUGUGGAAACCAACUCAGCACUGGGUAAUCCAGAGGAGAUGGACGGGGACUCCAAGAUUCUUACUCAGCUCCAGUCUGUCCCUGUGGAUGACGAGCUGGGUUUGUAGUCUGUUUACGUUGCCGGUUGGCAACCUCAUGUCUCUAAAAACAAAAAAACGCUGAAACAUACAGUAGGUUACAGACUCAAUCCUCUAAGACCCAAAUGUCUUUUACAAUAUGUUUAUGUACAACAACGAUGAUGCUCUCUUAUUAGGGCCUGAUAACAUCAUGGUCUUAGCUGGCACUUUUUAGAUGACCCCUCUGCAGCUCUGUUUCACGUGGACGGGCAGGGUUACAUGUGAUCACAAUAUUCCUUUGGGUUUUGAAUCUGACAGUUUCUUUUUUUUUUUACUAAAAUCCGUACGUGCCUUUUCUGGUUUAUCAGAUCCAGACAGAAGAACUAACACAGAUUAGUCUGCUUGGCCCGGUUACACAAGGCAUUGUGGCUUUUCCUAUUCUUGCCGAUCUUCUUUGUAGUUUUGUGGACUGCAGACCGAGUUCAGCUGUACUUGGAAAAGAUGUCUGUGGUUUUUCCUGGCAGUAGAAGUAGUCUGUUGUGGAUCCAUCGCAGUAACUAUAAACAGGAAUAUCUGGCAAAGACAUAAGAGUACUGCCUGCCUGUCCAGAACUCAUUCACAGCCUGAAUAUAUUAUUCUACCAACACUCCAGGAAUAUAGUGAAGAUUAUAUUCUUCACAAACAGAACUGAGUUUUAUGUGAAAUGUGUUUUUCUUCAGCCAUAAUUACAUCAUUGCUCCAAGGGGGGGUUAAAACAGUAUUUUAUUACUACAAGUUACUGAAGUCUGGGUUGAAACAUGCAGCCGAACGUGAGAACGCUGUCCUCGAUUCGUACAAACGUAACACAGGAAACAAAAAAGGGUCUAAUACUCUAUGCAAUGCAUGUUUAGUUCUUUAUAGGACACUAUGUGGCACAAUGGCUGAGUUGAAAAGCCAGUACACUUGGGAGAUGGGAGAAAAUGAAGCAUGACGGUGCAUUACACUAAAACAUUUGCUGUGAUCCCACGUAGUGAUAUUUUUGUUUGUCAUCUAAAAUCAUGUUUGUUGAUGUCGAUAAGUGCCUUAUUUUAAAGCUUACAGAUCCAACCCUUUUAUUGCUAUAUACCCAACCAAAUUUUGGUUUUCACAUUUCCUUGUCUUGUUUGUUUUCCAUUAAAAAAAUAAUGUGACAGUUUUGGUUGCAUAGUCACAGCUCCUCUCUCCUCUAUUUGUAUAUUUUGCACCUUUCAUUCACACAAUGUUUACGCUGUGCUGCCGUGUUGUCAUGACAGUGUUUGGACUCUCUUAAUUAGACUUUCUUAAUUGGACCUGACAGGAUAGCUAAAGCGGUAAAUCAGAAAACAGGAGACGGGUUUCCUGACGAAAUCUGUUGUAAAUCGAUAGAAAGGUUCCUUUCCACUGUCAUAACACAGGUAGUGGUCGAAUUUUGGCCAAUCAUGGUACACAAAAACACACUUCAGUGUCACAUCUAGUUACACUUAUGGCCUUUGUGUUUUUUUUUUAUAAUAUGUUUGUUCUUUGUCUUUUAUUUUUGUACAUUUAAUCUAUUUAAAGCAUGUAUCAGUCGGUUUCUAGUUUUAACUGAAAGACAAAUGAGUCCUUGUGGAAAAACGCAGAUAGGAAACGAUAGUCGUUUUCCCUCGGACGGUCACAUUCUUGUUUUACAAUCUUAGACUACAGAUAUGAAAUCAGAUUUGAGGUCAUUUUAAAAUACAGUAGGUCACCCCCUGUUAAUUAAUUUUAAGGUAGUCUUUAGAUAGAUUAUUAAAUUGCUUGGACAAAUCAAUUUUAGUUGAAAUUUA